GCGACGGGCAGCGCCGAGGGUCAGAAAGGCUCGCGGCGAGGCUCGCGGGCGGCGGCCAUGGAGGACGACGCGCCGGUGAUCUACGGGCUGGAGUUCCAGGCACGAACUUUAACACCUCAGACAGCAGAAACAGAUGCAAUAAGAUUUUUGGUUGGGACACAGUCUCUUAGAUAUGAUAAUCAGAUUCACAUCAUAGAUUUUGAUGAUGAAAACAACAUUAUAAACAAAAAUGUUCUCCUUCAUCAAGUGGGUGAAAUCUGGCACAUUAGUACCAGUCCUGCAGAUAAAGGUGUACUAGCAACAUGCUACAAUAAAACUUCAGACAAUAAAGUCGUGACAUGUGCUGCUGUUUGGAGGAUGCCGAAGGAAUUGGAAUCAGGCAGUCAUGAAUCCCCUGAUGAUUCAUCAAGCAACACUCAAACCCUGGAGCUACUCUGUCACCUUGACAACACAGCCCAUGGCAAUAUGGCCUGUGUUAUGUGGGAACCAAUGGGAGAUGGUAAAAAGCUCAUUUCACUGGCUGAUAACAACAUAUUAUUGUGGGAUUUGCAAGAAAGUUCAGCCAAAGCUGUGCUCUCCAGUUCUACAGCCUUGGAAGGGAAAGGACAAUUAAAAUUUACAUCUGGACGGUGGAGUCCACACCACAAUUCUACACAGAUUGCAACAGCCAAUGAUACUACUGUUCGAGGAUGGGAUAUACGAAGCAUGAGACAGAUAUAUUACAUAGAAAAUGCACAUGGACAGCUGGUACGAGACCUAGACUUUAAUCCCAAUAAACAGUAUUACCUGGCUAGCUGUGGAGAUGACUGCAAAGUGAAAUUCUGGGAUACAAGAAAUGUCACUGAACCGGUGAAGACACUGGAGGAGCAUUCCCACUGGGUCUGGAAUGUCAGAUACAAUCAUUCUCAUGACCAGCUGAUCCUUACAGGAAGCAGUGAUAGCAGAGUUAUACUGGCUAACAUGGUAUCAAUUUCUUCUGAACCAUUUGGGCAUAUGGUAGAUGACGAUGAACUAAGUGACCAAGAGGACCACCAACAGGAAGAGAAGAGUAAAGAGCCCCUUCAGGACAGUAUAAUAGCUACCUAUGAAGAACAUGAAGAUAGCGUAUAUGCAGUUGAAUGGUCAUCAGCAGACCCAUGGCUAUUUGCCUCUUUAAGUUAUGAUGGGAGACUUGUUAUUAAUAGGGUUCCCAGAGCUCUUAAAUAUCACAUACUCCUAUAAUUUGUUUGGAUUAUGGUGGAAUUAUUAUCUUGAUGUAUAGAAUUGGUAGGUGGUGUUCAGUUUUUCCAGAUUUUUUUGGUUGUUGUUAAGUAUAAAUGUUAAAAUUUUGUUAAGAAUAAAUCUGUACUAAUAUAGAAACUUGUGUUUCAGGUUUUGUCUUUUGUAUUUGCCUUAGAAAAUAUGAUAAAUCUUCUUAAGUCUCUGCUAGUUAGAGAUUUUUUUUAAAUCACUUUGCAAUUGUGAGUUAUAAUGUUUCUGAAUAUAUUGGGCAAUUUCCUCUGCUGUUGAUUUAUUGCUUCAGCUUUACACUAACGUAGUGAAUUACAGAGAUAUUAUCAUUAUGCCAAUAUAAAGCUGGGAGAAGAUAGGGUGCAUGUAGCUGAAAUGAUCUACCUAUUUACAAGAAUAAUGUUCUAGCUUCCUUCUUUUCAAUGUAAGCAGUCUAUGUUCUUAGCUAGGGCCACAUUCUGUUAACUAUUCUGGCUCAAUUCUUUAAUGACUAUAAAUACAGUUGGGAAUGGUCUGAAAGACUUUCUUAAUUCACUCCAUUAUUUUAAACAAUUUUCUCUCAUUUUGCCUGUCUAACAAAAAAUGUUAAUCAUGAAGGUGAAACCUUCAAAAUAUAUUUUUCAUUUAAGCCUUAUAAGGAGUAGCAACAACUUACCAUUCUGUAAGUUUCAAAUUAAAUGCAUUUUUGUGCUGUAUGUUGCUACUGGAAGCAAUAGUUCUCUUUAUCAAAAUCUCUUAUAUAUUCUUCUGUAACGUAUUACAACAUGUUCAUAGAAUUCAGUUGUCCUGUAAUAUAUUUUGAAAGUCCCUGGAGCUACACCAUUGUUAACCUGAAAAAUCUCUUUAAUAGUUGUAAGUAAUCUCUUUCUUGUCUUUGGCUGUGUGCUGUUCUGCAGUAUGCCUGCAUAAUGUAACAGGUUUUCAGCUAAGCACAAAACAUGUUCUGCUAAAGCCUUCUCUUUGCAAUACCUGACCUAGGCAUCAGUGGCUAUUCAGUUACAGAUACUAGGAAUAGACACCUGUUGCCAUGCAGGAGAACGCACAGAAAACUUGAAAUGUGGAUGGAAGGCACAUAAAAUAGGAUUGUGCAUCCUGCCCCCUGCCCAGUAUAGUUUGCUGUUAGGAUAGCAGUUCUGCUGCCUGCUCUCUGUGUGCUGAGACUGAACACAGCUGUAAUUAUGCCCCAUUGCCUUUUCUUCGCUAUUAUUUCCAGUUUACUUCAGAACUCGGGUAUGCGAAAUGGUGUCAGUUAUGGUAGCAUUAUGUAACACGACUCUGAAGAAAUACCAAAAACAUGGGAUGGAAAGAUCAAUACCAACAUCCUGCUAUGAGUCCUGCUGUUGCUAUAGUAACUGUUGGUGUUUCUGUUAAGGGACAGCUUGCUACUAACCUUUGCUUGUCCUUACCGCUAUCUGGAUCGAAAUACGUCCAAAUGUGAUUUGUUGUGCGUACACAGCUGCUUAUAUGGGAAGACACAUUGAGAGCAUAACUGACUGGUGUAGGCCAAAGUGUCCAGAAAAGAUGAAAGUUGAAUUCCAUUCUUGGCUUAUUAAAGAACUUAUUUGGAAGAAUUCAUAGAAGCGUGAUAAUUCAAUUAAGCCACGUGUAUUAUUGUUUGUAUUAUUUGCGUUAUAGUGAUGCCUGUCUGCUCUAUAAGGAAUGCUUCUGCGGGAAAGUCUGACUGUGUUAAGAUUUUAAACUUUGCUAUUUCAAAUUGUCUCAAUCUGCAACUGGGCAUGAGCUAUUCACCUGUAUAUUAUAAGAAAAAUUACAUUUCCAAAUCAGUCAUGCUUCAGCUCUCUGAAUUUCUAAAUCAUUGAUUGGAAUAUAGCUUUACAAGUGGAGCUUUCAAUCUUCAGACAAAACCACUUCUUUUUUUUCCCCGCACAAAAAAUUCUACAGUAUAUCAUUAGUAGGCAGCAGAAUAUUUUAAAACUUUGUUCACAUUAGCAAUAAAUGUCUAAUGAAAUUGUAUUGUCUCUUAAUGUAUAUGAUUUACAGUGUGAAGGUGAACAGGAAAUUAUGUAACCGUAUGUAGUGCUUGGUUUUACAUGAAAUAAAAUAUGGGACAGAUUUUGGGCUAA
Messenger RNA from Rhea pennata, 3314 nucleotides. RefSeq names its product EARP complex and GARP complex interacting protein 1 (gene EIPR1). The coding region runs from base 58 to 1221 and encodes 387 amino acids. The record is from RefSeq and is a predicted model, not a curated record. Gene Ontology annotation, molecular function: protein binding. NCBI's taxonomy places the organism in Eukaryota, Metazoa, Chordata, Aves, Rheiformes, Rheidae. Gene Ontology annotation, biological process: protein ubiquitination. The transcript has 9 exons.